AUGGGUGCGCAAGUUUCGGUAAGUCCACUUGCUGCAAUUUCACAUUCAUCUCUCUCUCUCUCUCAUUCACAGCGUCCAUUACUGAAUAAAACUCAAGAUGAACGAGUCAACAGACGCUUAUUGAUGAGUUCUGAUGAUAAUAGCAUAUCAAUGGAAAUGCAUGAUAUAUCUGGUUAUCAAGAAGCACCGCUUUUGUCAUUAGAACAAGCUUGCAACAAACUUCAUAUCGAAAAUCUGUCGAAUUAUAUAGCAAAAGCAAAGAACAUGUCUAGACGCUCCAGAAAUGGGUUAACACAAGAUGAACAAGCUGCUAUUCACCUUUACACUCAAGAGACGCCACUAUACCUAUUGCUCAAUACUGCUCUACGACAAGUUCAUGGGUGUGACCUCACAUCAUGGUAUGCAUACUUAAAAUUGUUCAUAAUUGCACUUCAAAAACUAUCUCCAUAUCGCGGAACGGUAUGGCGUGGUGUCCCGCGUGAUCUUAGUGCGAAAUAUGAAAAAAGUGAUGUAAAAACAUGGUGGGGGUUCAGUUCUUGCACGUCAUCACUGGAUAUUUUAACAUCGUCGAGCUUUUUGGGUUCCACUGGUGUUCGAACAUUGUUUAAUAUUGAAAUUUUUAACGGCAGAGAGAUUAGUGAAUUUUCCGAUCAUUGUUCAGAAAAAGAAAUUCUACUUCUACCUGGUACUUGUGUUCGCGUUGUCGGACAGAUGAAGCAGUCGGAUGGUCUUCAAAUUGUACAUUUGAAGCAAAUAGAAGCUCCACAUUUUUUGUUAGAGAAUCAUAUACGAGCCAAGCCAAUCCGACAAAUUACAGAAAAAUACAGCCAAAACCGAAAGACAGCUUACAAUGAUUCGCCAGAAGAAGAGUAUGGAUAUGAACAGAAAUAUUUUGCAGCUCAAGGUGAGUGA
This is a messenger RNA of Rotaria socialis, 912 nucleotides long. Lineage: Eukaryota; Metazoa; Rotifera; Eurotatoria; Philodinida; Philodinidae. The record is from the annotation of a GenBank genome assembly.